UUCACUUCCGUCUUCGUUCUGAGAGAGUCACGUGAACGCCAGAGAGAAGACCAUUAGCCCAUGUUGUCAUAUAUCCUCCUCCACCGAUUUUGCCUUCAAACCGGGUUUGGGAAGCAAAGACAGUGCCUAGUCUGAGCUGUCGGAUACCAUGGCGGACGGGGAGAGGUCGCCACUGCUGUCUGAUCCACAAGAUAGUCCGAGCUCUUCCUAUAGCUCUCGCCGAGCCAAACCACACAACUUUGAGUCUCCCUUCCCCAGCUCCAGGGCUGACAUGAUGGAGCCGCCUCCCCCCUACUCCCUCCCGGGAGUCAGCCCCGACGAAGGGGCCUCCGUGGGGGUGAGCUGCCGGGUGUGCCAGAGCUCCAUCUCGGUGGAGGGGAAGGGGCACCAGCACGUGGUCAAGUGCAGCGUCUGCAACGAAGCCACGCCCAUAAAAAACGCUCCAGUCGGGAAGAAGUACGUGCGCUGUCCCUGUAACUGUCUGCUCAUCUGCAAGGUCAAUUCCCAGAGGAUCGCCUGCCCACGACCCUACUGUAAACGUGUCAUCAACCUGGGGCCGGUGCACCUGGCCCCGGGCAGCCCAGAGCCACGGAACCAGCCGGUCGGGAUCAGGGUCCUCUGUGGACAUUGUGCUAACCCCUUCCUGUGGACAGAGUUUUCUGACAGAACCCUCGCCAGGUGUCCACAUUGCCACAAAGUCUCUUCUAUUGGCCCUCGGUACCCCAGAAGGAGGAGCUCGCUGUGCUUCCUGCUCUGUUUGGUGCUGGCCGCCACGACUGCUGGACUCAUGGCGGGGACGUGGACUGCAGCCCAGCAUUCUAAAGGGAUCUAUGCGGCCUGGGUCCUGAUGUUGGUGCUGGCUCUGUACUCCCUGGGGCGAACCCUUUACUGGAGAUGUCUCCGGAUCAGCCAACCACUGUCCAACGAAGUAUAGAGAGAGAGAGAGAGAGAGGGAGAGAGAGGGAGAGAGCAGAAGAGGUUGAAGAAAGUGAGAUUGAUCAGUGGACAAACGUUUGAGAUGAGUAAUCUCAAUAUCUCGGAGAUGGAUGGAUUUGGGAGGGAUAGACACAUCGAUUAAUAGAUGGAUGAAUUGAUUGAUGGAUGGUAAGGCUGAUAGAUCCAUCAGUUGGAGGGAUCCAACUGAUGGAUCUUUCUUCCAAAUAUCCUGAAAAACACUAGCCAACCACAGCCCUCUAUGCGCCGGGGCACGGGCGCCGACCAGACACUUUUAAACCAAUCACAGGGCCUUCAAUGUUCUCAUUUGGUUCAUAUAUUGCAGCUUGCGCCAGUUUGAGCCUGUCCAAAUGGAUUUAAGUCUGCUCAAACCAGUUAGGCUUAGCUCUUGCCAGAUUGAGUCCAUUCCUAGAUUGUGCCAGUAUUGAGCCAAUCAGAAGGAGCAUAUGCAUUACUUAGUUUGGAUCAUGGGUCGGCUGCUCUAGUUGUAUAACUCUAUAACCCGAAGACGGACCCAAAGCAUCCAAGCGUGUCUCGUCUUUACUUUGAGGCAUCGCGGCACUAACAGAUCCCCUCGCAUUAGCACUUUGACCGUCUGUUUUUAACCCUGAGUUAGGACGCCAUGCCCUGACUGGCUAACUGUGGAAUCAGCUGUUGGCUCAGCUUUAUUGUAAGGAUCAUUACCUCCUGAUACGCCACAUGAUCAAUAAUAUCAUAUACUAAUUUAUAAUGGAAUAUACAGAUCCUGGAGAUAAAUUGUAUGGACCAAUGGGAGACAUAAGGGACUUAUAUUCACUGCCAUUGCCAGUAUAUGUAAAAUAAGACAUUUUUCUCCUUUCAUAUGCCGGGUACACUGAUCAGAAGUCCAACCACUUCCUGUCAGGCUUGAAAAAUUCACGAUUCUUGCUAGAUUAUCUGAGAGACUGACUUGCUAGUACUUCAAUUUAAUACAUUUUUCAACUGAGAAAAAGUUACUCAUGAAGGGACCUCACUAUCCAACCCAUAAUACAGGAUUUUAACGUAUUCUUUAUUACCUUGGGAAUCAAAAUAUAACUUGGGCAUUUAUUUAGAUGUUUUUACAUUUGUCAUUUGUCAGUGUCAAUGAGCACUUUGUUUUGAAAAUAAAUCUAGUUCUUGGCGGAAA
This is a messenger RNA of Gadus macrocephalus (Pacific cod), 2098 nucleotides long. Its product is annotated as type I phosphatidylinositol 4,5-bisphosphate 4-phosphatase-A-like. NCBI's taxonomy places the organism in Eukaryota, Metazoa, Chordata, Actinopteri, Gadiformes, Gadidae. The record is from RefSeq and is a predicted model, not a curated record. Gene Ontology annotation, molecular function: phosphatidylinositol-4,5-bisphosphate 4-phosphatase activity. Gene Ontology annotation, cellular component: plasma membrane; phagocytic vesicle membrane; late endosome membrane. The transcript has 7 exons. The coding region runs from base 149 to 934 and encodes 261 amino acids. Gene Ontology annotation, biological process: phosphatidylinositol dephosphorylation.